Bipolaris zeicola 26-R-13 is the source of this 816-nucleotide messenger RNA. RefSeq lists its product as uncharacterized. The transcript is spliced from 3 exons. The coding region runs from base 1 to 816 and encodes 271 amino acids. NCBI's taxonomy places the organism in Eukaryota, Fungi, Ascomycota, Dothideomycetes, Pleosporales, Pleosporaceae. The record is from RefSeq and is a predicted model, not a curated record. Gene Ontology annotation, molecular function: oxidoreductase activity.
AUGCUUACAACACCAAGGCGGGAUAUCGAGGGUAGGGCAUCACGGAGGAGCAGUCUGGCUCUCGCCCCAAAACGGAUCGUGGAUGACGCGUGCAACAGGGUCGACUCGGCGCAGAUGUACCACAACGAGCGCGAGACGGGCAAGGCCAUUAGUGAUUUUCUUGAGAGCGAGGCAAAUGUGCACUCGCUCAAGCGCGAGGAUAUCCACUUCACGUCCAAGCUCGCGUCCAAUUCUGCGUAUGAAACGGCUCGCAAAGCCAUCAAGAGAUCGGUCAAGGAAGCGGGGCUGGGCUACAUUGACCUUUUCCUGCUGCACUCCCCGUAUGGCGGCAAGCAGGCACGGCUGGACAGCUGGCGAGCCGUCGAGGACGCAAUCGACGAUGGCGAGGUCAGGAUUGGAGGCGUGUCCAACUAUGGCGUAAAGCAUUUGCAAGAGCUGCUCGACUCGAAGCCGAGGAUUGCUCCCGCGGUCAACCAGAUUGAAGUCCAUCCCUUCAAUACCCGCAAGGACAUUAGCUCGUUUUGCCAGCAGCACAAUAUUGUCGUCGAGGCAUAUGCCCCACUUGUUCGCGCCCUGCGGAUGAAGCAUCCGACCAUUGUGUCUCUCGCCAACAAGUAUUCCUGCACCCCUGCCCAGCUGCUGGUCCGCUGGAGUCUCCAGCACGGCUAUGUUGCGCUGCCCAAGAGCGUCAAGAAGGAGCGCAUGAUUGAGAAUGCUCAGGUUGGGGGCUUCGAGAUUGAGGCUGCCGACGUCGAGGCGAUGGAUGCUCUGGACGAGUACUUGGUGACUGACUGGGACCCUACCGACUGCCCUUGA